This is a messenger RNA of Rhodamnia argentea, 1029 nucleotides long. Its product is annotated as probable LRR receptor-like serine/threonine-protein kinase At3g47570. Gene Ontology annotation, molecular function: protein binding; protein kinase activity; ATP binding. Gene Ontology annotation, biological process: protein phosphorylation. The coding region runs from base 1 to 1029 and encodes 342 amino acids. The transcript has 5 exons. NCBI's taxonomy places the organism in Eukaryota, Viridiplantae, Streptophyta, Magnoliopsida, Myrtales, Myrtaceae. The record is from RefSeq and is a predicted model, not a curated record.
AUGGAGCAGGAAUAUUUGUCAUUAAUGGUCGCAAAUUCAUUGUUAAUGGUUGCAAAUUCCCUUGAAACUCUUCAGAAUCUUACGUAUUUGAAUCUUUCGAAUAACAAGUUGUCCGAGGUGGGAAAUAAUUUAUCUGGAGGGAUUCCAAGGUUCUUGGAGGCAUUUGAUUGGGAAUAUGCUAAUCUAUCUUUUAACAAUUUUGAAGGCUCUCCACCAACUGAAAGAGUCUUUAAGAAUGCAAGUGCCACAUUUGUCAUUGGAAACGAGAUGCUCUGUGGAGGAAUUCCUGAAUUUCAUCUCCCUAAGUGCAUCUCUAAAAACUCCAAGAGCAAGCGGCAGGGUAUACUCGUGAAUGGAACGGUUGUCGCUGUGAAAGUGCUGAAUUCAAUACGCCGUGAUGCAUUCAAGAGUUUCAUGGCUGAAUGCGAGGCUCUAAAGCAGAUUAGACACUGCAAUCUUUUUAAAAUCAUAUCAGUAUGCUCAAGCAUUGAUUAUUACGGUAAUGAUUUUAAGGCUUUAGUCUACGAGUUCAUGGUUAAUGGAAGCCUUGAAGAGUGGUUGCACCACCAUCAAGAACCGACCGAAGCAGAUGGGCCUUCAAAAAUUUUUAGCCUCCUCCGCAGGAUAAAGAUUGCCAUCGACAUUGCUUCUGCAUUGGAUUAUCUUCACAACCACUGUCACAGCCAAAUUAUUCAUUGUGAUCUAAAGCCAAGCAAUGUUCUCUUAGAUGAUGAGAUGGAUGGACAUGUUGUUGACUUUGGAUUGGCAAAAGAUACACCUGACACCAACUCAAGGAUAAGCUCAGCUGGUCUAAGAGGAGCAGUUAUGCUGCUCCAGGGAAGAGAGAACUAUGCAGGCCAUAGCGGAGACAACACAGUUCAAGAGUGUCUGGUAAUGGUCUAUGGAAUUGGAAUUGGCUGCUCAGUUGGAGUACGCAGAGAGAGAAUAAGCAUCACAGAAGCUGAAACAAACUUCAUGCAGCUGGUUUACAAGGAUAGGAUCGAUGGUUUCUGCAUCUUCCAACCGUAA